CCCCCUCUGACAGGAACUGACUCAAUUUCUACUGAAGUGAGAAGAUUAACACAUUCGUUCCGACCAGCUCAGGUGAAGGGAAGGGUAAAAGAUGUCCCAGGGGAUUUUGUUCAUUAAGCUGCUGUUGGUACAUUACACAACCCAGAGUUCAGAUGUAACUCAUGCAAACUGCAACGACGACAUCCCACUGAUGUGUCCAGGUGUUGAUCUUGACAGCAUGAAUUUCUACUCAGUCACAUGGUACAAGCAGCUCAGCAACCUAAAAAGACAAGGCAUCAUCAGGAGGGAUAAGGGUGGUAACACCACACAAUACUACAGCUUCCCUCGGGAGGUCAGAUUUGGAGAUAAGUACAGUCUGUUUCUCCGGAGUGUGCAGCCUGAAGAUGCGGGCGCCUACGAGUGUUACAUCAGUGCAAACGUAGGGAGUCAAAAUCUGAAUCGCCAAGUCAACCUGACCGUUGGUGAAUGCGUGACGAUGGCUGAACCGACGACAGUGACUAAAGUCACAACUCCAUCCAACUCACUCUGUAACAAACAAGCCCAGGACCUGCCAGUCAUGUGGAGUGUCGGAGGCUAUGUAGCAGUGGGCAUCACCAAAAUCAUUUUAUCUCUGAUCAGCAUUUGGGUUAUUCGAGCCGUUCAUAUCAGGUCUGAAAGACGGCGGCAGCAGCGGUGGGGAAGGUGACUGUGCAGCAGAUCGUGUUCCACACAGACAAAUCCUCUAAAUUUGCAAACACAAUUACUCUCACAUUUGCUUUUUUAUUAUAUUUAAGGGACUUUUUCAUUAAUAUUUCUGUAUCAUUUCCUCUGUUUUUUAAAAAUCUGUCACUGCGCUGAACCAAACAGUUUGUUGGUUGUUUUCUGAGCAUUAAAGAGGUCGACACAGCCAGAGAACAGGAACAAACACAAGAGGAAGCUGUUCUAAAAGGAAGGAAAACCACCGUAGUGUGUAUCACUAUUGUUUGUAAUAGCUGAUUUGUGAUUUGUACUGUUUUAACUUCUGAUGUACAGACAUUUACCAACAAAGUUUAAAAUAAAAAAAAAACCCUGCAAAAAUCAA
Molecule: messenger RNA, 1060 nt
Organism: Acanthopagrus latus (yellowfin seabream)
Lineage: Eukaryota; Metazoa; Chordata; Actinopteri; Spariformes; Sparidae
Exons: 5
Coding region: 92-685 (197 amino acids)
Source: RefSeq, a predicted model, not a curated record